AAGAAAUUUCAUUCCAAAUGCGACCUACUAUCAGGAAGAAGAAAACUUCAUAUCUUAGCUUCUCAUAGAGAAAUCAAACAACCCUCCCUCCACUAGCUUCCCUUUCAUCUUCCCAUUUUCUCCCAUAUAUUACUCUUAGGAUCAACUUAACCACCACAAGUUUUAGACUUCUUAAAAACCCCUCACUCAACUGAUCAUGAUGAUGAACCCAGAAAAGGGGCCCACAGAGAUGACUGAAACACAGCAAACCUUCAGAACCCAAGAGGAAGAAGAAGCAGAAGAAGAGGGUUUGGGCAGUGGUCAAACCAAGCGGGAAGUCAACGUUAAUGGAAGCAGCAGCAGCAACAGUACGGUCGAGGAGAACAAUAACGGCGGGAAGAGUAAAGGAAAUAACUCAGGCUCGGUAAGGCAGUAUGUCCGUUCCAAAACUCCGAGGCUCCGGUGGACUCCGGACCUCCAUCUUUGCUUUGUUCAUGCAGUGCAAAGGCUGGGAGGGCAAGAAAGAGCAACCCCCAAGCUAGUUCUUCAAUUGAUGAACAUCAAAGGACUUAGCAUAGCUCAUGUCAAGAGCCACCUACAAAUGUACAGAAGUAAGAAAGUGGAUGACCCAUAUCAAGUUACACCUAAUGCUGGAAGGCUGCUGCUUGAAAAUGGAGACCCACACAUCUUUAACUUCAGCCAGCUCCAAAGGCUACAAGGAUUUAACCAAAUACCUAAUACAGGUUUGAGGUUUGAAGACAAUUCAUGGAGCCGUCAACCUAGUUCAUCUCUUUACAAUAAUCCUUAUCUCAAUGGAUCUACCUCCAACAAUAUAAUGAUCAAUCACGGAUUUGGGGCAAACUUCUUGAAUGGCCGCCGCCUUUCGGACUUUCCCAUGAUGUCACCAAGACCACAAGGUCCACAAUGCUCCCACCCUUUAACCCCCGGACACAAUGUGAAAGUGAUGCCCCCGCCCCCUCCGCCGCGGUUCCCGGCUCACAGAUUUCCCACCGCCCCAAACAAAGUCCGGGUUCCGGCAGAAGCGGCGGGAGCAUCAUCAUCGGACCCCGUGAAAAGGAAUUUUCCGGAGUCCGAUGUGAAUCUUGAUCUUAACCUAUGUUUAAAGAGCAAGGAUGUCAAUGACCAUGGGAAGAGAAAGAAGGUUGACCAUUUCGAAGGUAGUACUAUGUUGUCUCUUUCCUUGUUCUCUUCAUCUUCCCCAACUGCAAGCGAAGCUGAUCCAAAUACUGAUAAAACAACAAGAGUAAAGGAAGCUACUAGUCUAGAUUUGACUUUGUGAAUGAGAAGAAAUUAAAGCUUUGAUUUUCAUGAACAAGCUGAGAUUUUGGGCACUCUUUCUUGGAGUAUACAUAUGAAGGCAUCAUCAAAUGGUUUAACAGCGAGUGGUAAAUCAAACAUGUCCGGGAUACAUAUAAAGGUCUAUAGUGUAAUAUACAUGUGUUCCUUGUAAUAACAAUAAUACUCUCCUUUUUUGUACUUUUUCAAAGACAAUAAAGAUGCAACAAAAACAUACUCUGGAUGUGUUAAAUACAUGUUACAUUUUCAUGUUCUCUUC
This is a messenger RNA of Cuscuta epithymum, 1555 nucleotides long. NCBI's taxonomy places the organism in Eukaryota, Viridiplantae, Streptophyta, Magnoliopsida, Solanales, Convolvulaceae. The record is from the annotation of a GenBank genome assembly.